AUGUCAUAUAAUAAAGGACAAGAUUCUUAUGCACCUCCAACUGGAGCACCACCGAAUUGGUCGGAAGGUAAUAAUACAUCAUCUAGGGGUUAUGUACCUCAAGCACAACCAGCGUAUGGCCAACAAGAUCAAGAUAGAGGUUGGGGUGGAGGCCACCAAGCAUAUGGUGGAGGAUAUCAACAGGGAUACCCACAGCAAGGGUACCCACAACAAGGAUACCCACAACAGGGUGGAGGAUACUACCAACAACAACAACCUAUGUACGUACAACAACAGCAUAGUAGUGGUGCCGGAGGAAGUUGUUUGAUGGGAUGCUUAGCAGCAUUAUGUGUGUGUUGCACUUUGGAUGCAAUUUUUUAA
Debaryomyces fabryi is the source of this 360-nucleotide messenger RNA. RefSeq lists its product as uncharacterized. The transcript has a single exon. Bases 1 to 360 code for a protein of 119 amino acids. The record is from RefSeq and is a predicted model, not a curated record. Lineage: Eukaryota; Fungi; Ascomycota; Pichiomycetes; Serinales; Debaryomycetaceae.